Molecule: messenger RNA, 1416 nt
Organism: Penicillium maclennaniae
Lineage: Eukaryota; Fungi; Ascomycota; Eurotiomycetes; Eurotiales; Aspergillaceae
Gene: rrp3
Product: RNA-dependent ATPase RRP3
Exons: 2
Coding region: 1-1416 (471 amino acids)
Molecular function (GO): ATP binding; nucleic acid binding; RNA helicase activity
Source: RefSeq, a predicted model, not a curated record
AUGCCUCCAGUCAAGAAGCGCAAGGUCGCCAAGGAGGCGCCUGCGUCUGUUCAAGAAAGUGAUGCCAGUUCUACCCAUUCUCAGUCCGGCGACGAGGCGCCCAAGCCUGAUGAAGUCGAUGCCGGCGCCGAGGACACAACUACUGCCGCUCCCAAGUCAUUCAAAGAGCUAGGAGUUAUCGAUUCUCUCUGCGAAGCCUGUGAAAACAUGGGAUACAAGGCGCCAACACCUAUCCAAGCGGAGUCCAUUCCGCUGGCUCUCCAGGGCCGCGAUCUAAUCGGUCUGGCCGAGACUGGAAGUGGAAAAACAGCAGCUUUUGCUCUCCCCAUCUUGCAGGCUCUCAUGGAAAAGCCCCAACCCCUCUUCGGCCUGGUCCUCGCACCAACCCGUGAAUUGGCCUACCAGAUCUCUCUGUCUUUUGAAACUCUCGGCUCAACUAUCGGAGUUCGCACUGCUGUUAUCGUCGGAGGAAUGGACAUGGUGCCGCAAUCUAUCGCCUUGGGCAAGAAGCCUCACAUUAUUGUCGCAACACCUGGUCGUCUACUUGAUCACCUGGAGAAUACGAAGGGAUUUAGCCUCCGGGGAAUGAAAUACUUGGUCAUGGACGAGGCAGACAGACUGCUAGACAUGGACUUCGGUCCAAUUCUCGACAAGAUCCUCAAGGUUCUCCCUCGCGAGCGUCGCACUUUCUUGUUCUCCGCUACACUCAGUUCCAAGGUCGAGUCUCUUCAGCGUGCGUCUCUGUCGAACCCGAUGCGGGUCUCUGUCUCGUCAAAGUACCAGACUGUCUCGACCCUACAGCAAUCUUUCCUCCUCCGCCCGCACAAGCACAAGGACAUUUACCUUGUCUACCUUCUCAACGAAUUUGUUGGCCAGUCCGCCAUCGUCUUCACCCGCACCGUGCACGAGACCCAGCGCGUUGCUUUCCUCUUGCGUACCCUCGGAUUCGGUGCUAUUCCGCUCCACGGUCAACUUUCCCAAUCCUCGCGUCUGGGAGCUCUGGGCAAGUUCCGUUCCCGCAGUCGAGACAUUCUCGUUGCUACUGAUGUUGCUGCUCGUGGUCUGGAUAUUCCGUCCGUUGAUGUCGUGCUCAACUUCGAUCUUCCCACUGAUAGCAAGACGUACAUUCACCGCGUCGGCCGCACGGCCCGUGCAGGAAAGAGUGGUGUUGCGAUUAGCUUUGUGACGCAAUAUGAUGUGGAGAUCUGGCAGCGUAUCGAGGCUGCGUUGGGUAAGCAGCUCGAUGAGUAUGAUGCCACCAAGGAUGAGGUUAUGGUUCUUGCUGAACGGGUUGGCGAGGCACAGCGCCAGGCUAUUAUGGAAAUGAAGGCCUAUGACGAAAAGAAGGGCACGAGAGGCAACAAGUUCGGCAAGGGCAAGCGUGGUCGCGACCAGAUGGAUCAGGAGGAGGGUUAA